Trypanosoma cruzi is the source of this 435-nucleotide messenger RNA. Its product is annotated as proteasome regulatory ATPase subunit 5, putative. NCBI's taxonomy places the organism in Eukaryota, Euglenozoa, Kinetoplastea, Trypanosomatida, Trypanosomatidae. The record is from RefSeq and is a predicted model, not a curated record. The annotation marks the transcript as partial. The transcript has a single exon.
AUGUCCAAGGACGCAACAGCAACAGGAGGCGGCCGCGAACGUGGGGGAGGCAACGCUACGCAGGCGAGCAUGCUGUCAAACGAGGAAUUAGCAAACAUUGAAACUCUCACCAACGCCCAGCUACGAACGCGCGCGAAUCAACUACAACGCGAGAUUCAGCAGCUGAAGAAUGAAGAGCGUUCAAGGAUGAACGAGUUGCAGCGACUCAAGAAGGAGGUGGAGGAUGACAAGAAGCGUGUAAAGGACAACAACAAGCUGCCGUACCUAGUGGCCAGCGUGUCGGAGAUUUUGGACAUGGAUGAUGAGGAUGACGAGGUGGAGGAACUGGAUGUGGGAAGAAGGAAGUCUAAACGGAAACAGAAGAGUGCCAUUAUAAAGACUUCAAAUCGGCAUACGGUCUUUUUACCUGUUGUGGGGCUUGUGGAUGAAAACAAA